AUGCCUGGGUUCUCGGACUCCUUCUGGACCCCCGACUAUGCCGCGGGCCUCGGGGUGCUAUACGGCAAGUUGCAGCAGGGUGUGGUGGAGAAUAGGCAGAUCUUGACCAUUGCAUCCAUGCGGGCUGAUGCGGAGGAGCAGUAUGGCUUCCGCAUGGGCGAAAUCGCACCGAGUGUGGAUCGAAUGUCCGCCGCAGGCUUCGGCAAGGACGACGGUGCCAGCGUUCGCAAGGCAUAUGAAGGUGUCCGCACUGAGAUGAUCGAGGCGUCCCGAAAUCACCAGAAGAUCGCGAGCAAUAUCCGAGAGUUGGUUGUGGCCCCGUUCCGGCGCUGGAGCGACCAGCAUGACUACCGCGUUCAAACCUCGCACGAUAACCUGCAAGGACGAAUUAAGGAACAUUCGAAACAGGUGGAGUUGGUCAAAAAGCUGCGCAGCCACUAUUUCAAUAAGUGCCGCGUGGUGGAGGAUUUGGAAGAAGAGAACAAGCUCGCUUUCCAGGAUCCUGACAACAGCCCCAAGCUCAAACCGACACCGAAGAUUGUCUUGCCCACUGCUGAAGAGGAAGAGGAGGAAGAGCCCGUCGAGCUUGGAGAUCGAAUCUUCCCCCGGAGGAAACUUGGCGAAGCUAAAGUGCCCAUUAUCGGCACCUAUCAGAACACUUCGACUGGUGCGGACAUUGUGGAGUAUCUACAGAACCACAUGGGCGCGACCAACCUUGCGCAAGCGGAGAGGAUCGGACAGGACCUAGUGGACAACGGGUUUCUUCGUUUGAUCGGCAACAUGGGAAAUACCUUUGCCAACAGCUCGAAGAUGAACUACCAAUGGCGCCCGAAGGUAUUCAAGAUCACCGGCAUCCCUGAGAAGAAGAGACCCUUGAUGCGUGUCACUUCUGUCGCCUCUAGUGAAGACGGCAGCGAAUCGCCCAUCUCGUCAGUCUCUGAGAUGCUGUCCGGCUGGAACCCUCUUAACAACCCCUAUCCCAAUGAAACUCCCGCAGAAAAACUGCGGAGGGAGGCCAUGGAGGCUGAUGAGCGCUACAAGGCUGCUGUGCGGAGGCUUGACCAGAUCCGGUGCCGCUUGGAGGAGGAAGUCAUUGACAACCUGCGGUUCAUGGAGCAGUGCGAGCUUGACAGGCUGAAAGCCAUCAAGGCUGUGGUUCUUGACUUCUCCGGUGCCAUCAGCAACGUCAUUCCCAACCUCCAAAGUACCGUUGAUAACAUGAUGCUGUACCAAGAGACAAUCCAGCCUCUGGGAGACCUGCGAUAUCUCCUAGAGAAUUACCGCACCGGUGGUUUUGUACCACGGGUGCAAGCAUACGAGAAUUACUAUGGGUCGGUCGAGGAACAAAACUUUGGCGUUGAUCUCGAAGCCCGAGCUCGAGUUGAUCGCAAACGUGUUCCUAUCCUGGUGACAACUCUCCUGACCUAUCUGGACAAUACAUAUCCUGAACUCGAGGGCGACGAGGCUCGACGUGCAAUCUGGCUUCAUAACCCCCCACUUGGGAUUACGCAUCAGCUACGUAACGCUUUGAACAAUAGCAAAGCGGAUUAUCGCGAAAUCCUCCCGAAAUUUGAGAUACCCAUUGUUGCUAGCGUUUUGAAAUUGUAUCUUCUUGAAUUGCCAGACUCUCUUGUUUCUUCCCAGGUCUACGAAAUCGUCAAAACGAUCUAUUCGACCACCGCUCACGAGACCACGGAAGAGGGACGGAUCAAGGUCCUGCAAAGCACACUUGGCCAGCUUCGUCUCGUCAACAUCGCUACACUUGACGCCAUCAUGACCCAUUAUACACGUUUGAUUGAUUUAACCUCGGCCGAUGAACAGUAUAUCACCACUUUGGCCCAAAUCCUGGCCCCUUGCGUUCUUCGGCCUCGCAUUGAGAGCAGCCUGACCAUGGAUGAGCGCCACAGCUACCGGUUGAUCCGUGAUCUGUUCGCUCACAAGGAUGCCAUCUUUGGUGAGCUGAAACGCCAAUCCAGCGCACUAGGCAUCUCUACCUCUAGCCGCCCGCGUGCUAUCAGCACCGACGAGAGCAACCGCCGUGCUGCCAUGGAGGCCCGACAGCGUGCUAUUGUGAACCGUAGCCGGGCAACUAGCCCCGCCCCUGGCUCUCGGCAUCGCCGUGAUCGUUCUAGCGGCCCUUCUGCGUCCACCCGAUUCCCUAUCAAUGUGACUAGCCCGCAAGAACGUCGCACCCCCACCCGCUCCAGCUUAGACGUGCCAGCAAACAACGGUUCGCCCACCAGCGCUGAACCUUCUACCGCUCUGAACACCUAUGCUACAGAGGCCAUUGCCAACGGUACAUCUGACGAGGUCGCUGCCGAAAUUGAUGCUAGUCCCAGUGUUUCCGAGGGUUCGCCAAGCCCUCCUCCACACGACACCGCAUCUGAUGGAUCUCCCACCCCUACACCCACUCCAAUUCCCACAUCUACCGAGUUUGACAAGCGCAGCUCUGUUCCCCGCUCUGUUGGUAGCCGCUCUGCUCGCAAGCCAGGCCUUGGCAGUCUCUCCAGCUUCCCCACCGGUGCCGCGGUUGGUGGCUAUGAGACUGACAGCAAGCGAAGCAGUUAUGCUGAGAGCGAGCCCAAGGGUGUGACAUUGGAGGAUAAGCCGAUGGAUGAUUAA
This is a messenger RNA of Penicillium macrosclerotiorum, 2622 nucleotides long. Its product is annotated as GTPase-activating protein RGD2. Gene Ontology annotation, molecular function: GTPase activator activity. The record is from RefSeq and is a predicted model, not a curated record. Gene Ontology annotation, cellular component: division septum; cytoplasm; plasma membrane. NCBI's taxonomy places the organism in Eukaryota, Fungi, Ascomycota, Eurotiomycetes, Eurotiales, Aspergillaceae. The transcript is spliced from 6 exons. Gene Ontology annotation, biological process: cytoskeleton organization; small GTPase-mediated signal transduction. The coding region runs from base 1 to 2622 and encodes 873 amino acids.